Antechinus flavipes (yellow-footed antechinus) is the source of this 1210-nucleotide messenger RNA. Its product is annotated as T-cell immunoglobulin and mucin domain-containing protein 4-like. Bases 24 to 1094 code for a protein of 356 amino acids. The record is from RefSeq and is a predicted model, not a curated record. NCBI's taxonomy places the organism in Eukaryota, Metazoa, Chordata, Mammalia, Dasyuromorphia, Dasyuridae. The transcript has 7 exons.
CUCUGGGUCAGGAAUCAGCCAAAAUGACCAGUGGAAUGCUCCUUUUCUGGAUGGUUAUUGAGCUCUAUCUGACCCAAGCCAUAUCAAAAACUGUGACAGGGUUUUUGGGUCACUCUGUACAGUUGCCUUGUUUCUACAGUGUUACAGAUAGACAGAAUCACGUGAUGUGCUGGGGAAAAGAUAAAUGUCCCAAUAACAAAUGCAAUGGAGAAAUUGUCAGGACUGAUGGAAGACGAAUGACAUGGUCAAAAUCUUCAAAAUAUCAACUUCAAGGAAAUAUUGGGAGAGGUGAUGUGACCCUGACAAUCAAAAACACAAAUAUUGGUGAUAGUGGCACAUAUUGCUGCCGGAUAGAGGUGCCUGGGUGGUUUAAUGAUAUCAAAAAGGAAAUAGUUCUGCGGCUAGAGAAAGGUCCAACCCCAACUACUCACCGGACUACAACUACUCAUCUGACUACAACUCAGCCAGCUACAACUACUCAUCUGACUACAAAUCAGCCAACUACAACUACUCAUCUGACUACAAAUCAGCCAACUACAACUACUCAGUUGACUACAACUCAGCCAGCUACAACUACUCAGUUGGCCACAACUCCUCUUCCUGAUAUAACUGUUCAUCAGGCUACAACAACUUGUCCACCUACAACAGCCACAACAGCUCUCCAAAUAACCACUUCAUUUAUUCCUAACCUAACGACUAUAAUGACGCACCAGUUGACUUCAGUCACUCUGAAAUCAACAACAGCAACUCUUCCUCUAAAAUCUACUUCAAAUCAAGUUACAGCUCCAACAUUGAGCCCUCUCCCAUUGACAGAAGUUGCUCCUGGGACUACAGAAACAAGUUUUCAGCAAAAUGAUUCUGAAUUCGAAAAGGUAACAGCUUUUGGAGAUCCUGAACUGCUGAUGAUCAUUGUCCCAUUGGUGGGGUUUGUUAUCCUCCUGAUGCUACUGGCUUUUAUUUUGAGAGGUAAAAUCAUAAGAAAGAAUUAUUCAGAUGCACACAAAAGGAUAAAUAAUGCUGGAGAAGUUAACAAUACUCUUAGCAUCCCGCCUGGUAGGACAGAGGAAGAUGAAGAAGGACUUUUCACCCUCUGAUAGCUUUUAUUUGGAGAAAUAUAAAUGUGCAUGUGUGAUAUAUAUGUCUGAUAAUAAAUUGAUUUAAGUACACUUUAAAAACAUACCAGAAUUAAAUGAAUAUCAAUUAUUUCAAA